AAAAGCCAGAGAUAAAAGAAGUCUUUUGAUGAAUUGAGAGCGAAUCGCAAUUUAAUUAAAUGGAAAGACUGACCAUGGCUCGCUUCGCCUCAAUGGUCGUUUUGCUAGUCGCCGCCGCCCUGGCCAGCCAACCUUCAACCAAGCCAGAAGAAUCCGAGUUUCGACAGAAAAUAUUGCAGAAUUUGAACGAGACAAAUCAAAAGCUCAACCAAUUGAUAAGAAUCGUCGACGAUCAAGUUGUGGAGACGCGGAAGCAAAACGAAUUUUCCAAAGCUAGCAACGACCGACUUGACCAACUGGCCAGAACUGUCGACCUACGCCUCAAUCAGACGGUUGAAAGAGUUGAGCAAGAGGUGAAAAAUUUCAACGAAAGUACUUUUGAGAGGAUUUAUCAAUUGGAAAAACAAAUUGAUCAGGAAAAGCGCAUGGAAUUGGACGACAGAGAAAAGCUGGACGCAUUAGUAAAUCUCGCCGGACGUCACAUUCAGUUCUCGGAACAAACUCUCCUGGCAGCCCGAUGCACUCUGGCUCGUUCGUCAAAAUUGACUUUCCUGUCAAACGACAAGAUGUACUUUUUCUCCUACCCAAUUAAUGCAAACUGGACUUCUGCGAACGAGACUUGCAGCAAAAGAGGCCUCAAUUUCGCCACGAUCAAAGAUCAAAAUGAGGCCAAGGUGGUCGCGGCAGAAGCACACAGAAUUCAUACUGGAGCUUGGUGGGUUUCGGCAAAAAACCAAGCAAGUGGAAGUGAAAAGGACUUUCGUUGGAAUGACGGGACCAAAUUGGAGUUGGACAGUCCCAUGUGGGUGGAGGGGGCGGACAAGAGGAAGGACUGCGUUCUUCUCUACAAUGCCAAGGGGAAAUUGAACAGCUGUCCAAGCAACUUUAAUCAGCCUUUCAUUUGCGAGCUGCCCAGCCAAUGUUUUUGAGAACUAAUUUGAAUCAGAUCCUUUUUUUAACUAAACAUAAAAUGUCAGAUAGAUUUGCAAUCCUUUGUCUGUUGUGAAUUCACCUUUUUUGGUGUAAAAUUAUUGUUUUCUGAUUUGUAUAAAUUUUUAUGCAGAAGAUAACUAA
This is a messenger RNA of Neocloeon triangulifer, 1074 nucleotides long. RefSeq lists its product as uncharacterized. Gene Ontology annotation, molecular function: carbohydrate binding. The transcript is spliced from 9 exons. Bases 60 to 929 code for a protein of 289 amino acids. The record is from RefSeq and is a predicted model, not a curated record. Gene Ontology annotation, biological process: biological process involved in interspecies interaction between organisms. Gene Ontology annotation, cellular component: external side of plasma membrane. Lineage: Eukaryota; Metazoa; Arthropoda; Insecta; Ephemeroptera; Baetidae.